Molecule: messenger RNA, 1843 nt
Organism: Seriola dumerili (greater amberjack)
Lineage: Eukaryota; Metazoa; Chordata; Actinopteri; Carangiformes; Carangidae
Gene: fbxo32
Product: F-box protein 32
Exons: 9
Coding region: 109-1182 (357 amino acids)
Biological process (GO): protein ubiquitination
Cellular component (GO): nucleus; cytoplasm; SCF ubiquitin ligase complex
Molecular function (GO): protein binding
Source: RefSeq, a predicted model, not a curated record
CACGUCCAGCACAGAGCGUUUUCAAGAAGGGAUACACAGUAACCCAAGCAGGGACUAUUUCCUGAUAUUUUUUUUUAGAUUUAUUUAACUCCACGACAUCGAGUGAGGAUGCCGUUCCUCGGACAGGACUGGAGGUCACCGGGUCAGAGUUGGGUUAAAACCGAGGAGGGAUGGAAAAAGACAACAACAGACGACAGAAACAACAACGUCUCCGUGGAGAGCUUCUGCAAAGCCGAGCAGGAGGAAUGUUUCAACAAGGAGAACUUGCUGCUUUCUCUCAGCUACGACAUGGCUGCCAAGAAGAGGAAGAAAGACCUAAUGAACAACAACACCAAGGUCCCCUAUUUCCACAGGGAAAAGUGGAUUUAUGUUCAUAAAGGAAGCACCAAGGAGCGCCAUGGAUAUUGUACACUGGGAGAGGCCUUCAACCGCUUAGAUUUCUGCAGCGCCAUCAAGGAUACAAGGAGAUUUAAUUACAUCGUGAGACUUCUGGAGCUUAUCGCCACAUCCCAGCUCCCCUCGCUCAGCGGAGUGGCGCAGAAAAAUUACAUGAAUAUUCUGGAGAGAGUGGUACAGAAAGUCCUCGUUGACCAGCAGAACGUCCGUCCCAUCAAAGAGCUGCUGCAAACGCUGUACGUCUCGCUGUGUGGUCUCGUUCAGGACAUGGGCAAGUCUGUCCUGGUGGGGAACAUCAACAUCUGGGUGCACCGCAUGGAGAACAUCCUGCAGUGGCAGCAGCAGCUGGACAGCAUCCAGAUUAACAGGCCCACAUCCACAGGCAUGACCCUCACUGACCUGCCCGCAAGCCUGCAGCUCAACAUCAUGCAGCGUCUGUCGGACGGCAGAGACCUGGUCAGCCUGGGCCAAGUGUGUCCCGAUCUGGGCGCCCUCUCUGAGGACCGGCUGCUGUGGAAAAGGCUCUGCCAGUACCACUUCACAGACAGACAGAUCCGAAAGCGCCUGAUGGUGUCAGAUAAAGGUCACCUGGAGUGGAAGAAGAUGUACUUUAAGCUGAGCCGCUGCUAUCCUCACAGAGAACAAUACAGUGACACCCUGCACUUCUGCACACACUGCCACAUCCUUUUCUGGAAGGACACAAACCAUCCCUGCACAGCCAACAACCCCGAAAGUUGCACCAUGUCCCUCUCCCCUCAAGACUUUAUCAACCUUUUCAACUUCUGAUUCCACGCAAAUCCAGAUGAACUGACUGUACAUACUGUACAUAGACGUGUACAAUGUUGUUUUUGUUUAUGGCACAAUCAAUUCUUGGAUGUAUAUUUAGUCGAGGUUUGACUGGAGGGGGGCUCAGCGGGACAAUUAUGCAAUCAGGAUUCUUUUGGAAGAGUACACAGGCUGCUGGCAGGUUUCACUGUUGAAAGCGAGUGAAUGUGACAGAGAGAAAAAGAGAUGUUGGAGCCGUUGUGUUGUUGAUGUAGGAGAGAGCAGAGGAGAAAGGGAACACUCAGCUGUCAGAGUUUAGUCUUAGUUUAAUGUGGUUUUUGAAAAGACACCUCCAAAUUAACACUUUUUAUUUUUACCUUAGCUGCGUGCACUUGUUUUUCCCAAUUUGGAAAAUUAGAUUUGAUUUCUGGUUUUCAAACCUUGUAACUGUUAUUUUCAACACGAGAAAUAGGAAGAUGAUUUGAUUUGUUUAAAAUUGUGAUUUGUUCAGUAUGACAUUACAAAGCCUGCUCACAUGGGGUAUGACAGUGUGUUUGACGUUCAGAUGAGAUUAGCAGUAAUAUUCAGUUUGGCACUGGGAUGAGAGGAGAAAAUCUUGAUUUGCUGCACUACCUAGGAGAUAAUGAAUGUAGGAAAGGGAGUCGGUAAUUAAUCAUAAGAC